Messenger RNA from Penicillium subrubescens, 1023 nucleotides. RefSeq names its product aromatic alcohol reductase. The record is from RefSeq and is a predicted model, not a curated record. The coding region runs from base 1 to 1023 and encodes 340 amino acids. Gene Ontology annotation, molecular function: oxidoreductase activity. The transcript is spliced from 2 exons. NCBI's taxonomy places the organism in Eukaryota, Fungi, Ascomycota, Eurotiomycetes, Eurotiales, Aspergillaceae.
AUGGCAAGCAAGUAUGCGAAUGAUCAGCCGGAGGGGUUCACGAACAAAAUCGAAAGAGUAGCCAUUGUUGGGGCAGGCGGAUCAAUUGGGAAACAUCUUACCGAAGCUUUGGUCAAGACUGGCAGGCACACUGUGACUGCUAUCACCCGCCCAAAUAGCACCAGCAAACUCCCAGAAGGCGUCAAAGUCAUCCAUGUUGACUACAGCGGCGACGACGAUACUGCGCUGGUUGAAGCGCUACAAGGCCAGCAGGUACUGCUUAUCACGAUGGCAGUGACUGCUCCAAGAGGCACGAUCAAUAAGCUUGUCUAUGCCGCAGCCAAGGCUGGUGUACCUUAUGUUCUGCCCAACUGGUUCGGCCAUGACAAUACCAACGACGCGCUUUGUGACGAUAGUAUGCUCAGUCCCAGUCGGGAUAGCAUCAUUGCCGAAUUCAAAGCCCAUGGUACAAUCUCCUAUAUUUUUCUGGUGUGCAAUUUCUGGUAUGAAUUCAGUCUGGGCGGAGGACCUGAUCGAUUCGGUUUCGAUUUCAAAAACCGUUCCUUCAUACAAUUCGACGAGAAAGACGUGGUCUUCAAUACAACCACAUGGCCUCAGUGUGGUCAAGCCAUUGCUAGCCUGCUUAGUCUCAAUGAGCUUCCAGACGACGGACAAGAUAAAUCGCCGACACUCUCCCAAUUCGCCAAUAAUUCUGUUUACAUCUCAAGCUUCCGAUUGAGCCAGCGUGAUAUGUGGGAAAGUGUCAAGCGUGUUACAGGCACUGUCGAUGCUGACUGGACCAUCACUCACGAGUCUGCAGCACAACGCUGGAAGGAGAGCCGUGUUGCUGUGGAAAGGGGUGAAUUUGGUUCUUUCCCGAGGAUGCUGUAUAGUCGCAUGUUCUUUCCUACUGCUGAUGGCGACCUCCAGUCCCGCCAUGAGCUUCACAAUGAUUUGCUUAGGCUGCCAGUUGAGGAUUUGGAUGAGUACACUGCUAUUGCGAUUAGAAUGGGGGAGAAUGAUGAAGUUGUGAAAGCUCACUAG